AGAGAACCAGACAAGGCUUCCUUUUCAGUAGAACCUUCUCCAUCAUUCUUUCCUCAUAUUUCUGCCCAUAUCAGUCCUCCUAGUACUUCCACCCCCAUUCUUUCCUCAUACUUACUGACUGUCGACCGUCCGGUGAUGUACAGCAACAGCAAGCCGAGCCUUUUCACCUGGACAGGCACUUUGAAAGAGUGCGCUAAUCCCAGCAUGGCUGCUCAGUCCAGGGCCAGUAUGGCAGUUCCAAGCUCCAGUGGACUUGAGGUUCUCCUGAAAACCUUGCAGAAUGCUGGAGACGUUGAGAACACCCUGAACAUCCUGAACGUGCUGGAUGAGCUGCUUUCUGCAGGCACAGACAGACGGAUCCACUACAUGAUCUCUAAAGGGGGCAGUGAGGCUCUCCUGAUGGCACUGGUGAACACGUCCAGAUCCUACAGCCCGAACUACACGCUCCUGCUGCCCAUACUCCACCUGCUCGCCAAAGUGGGCCACAGAGACCGGAAGAUUGGCGUGAAGGCAGAAAAGGCUGAAGCGGUUUUGGUUACGCUUGGACUUCUGCGCCACAACUUGAAGAACUCCAGAAGAGCCGCUGCCUGUCUGUGGGUCAUCAGGGUCUACUGCUCGUCCGUUUCCACAGCAACCGUGCUGGGACAGAACAGAGCGCUUGAUGAUGUGUUCAACCUGAUCGUCCCACCCAGUGCAGCGCAAAAGACACGCACAGUCAAGGCCGCCGUCGAUGCCUUCGCUGCACUGUUAAGCUCAAAGGAGAACUGCCGCAUGGCUGUGGGUAAAGGCUACAUCUCCGGCCUGCUGAAGCUUUACGAGGAGUGGCACAUGCAUGACUCGGAGAACCAGCAUCUCCCCAUUUGCCAAGCCUUACUUCACUGUCUGCACAGAGCCACCAACACCAGCCUGGGCAGGAGUGCUCUGGUCACCGACGGAGGCAUCGGCUUGCUCUACAGAACCACACAGACCUGUUUGUCAAACAAGGCUGCGGAGUGUUUGGUGGAGCCUGCAGUACAGCUCAUGAGAAAGUGCUACCCGAAAAUUCCUCUUCCACUGCCCUCAGACUGCAGCGUGUUCAGUUUCCCUCUGCCCGGCCGGCCUGUGGAUGCGUGGGAGGACGAUCCGGGAGCCCACUAUGCCAGCUUUGAAGAUGACAGUGAUGAAGAGCAAGAAAACGAGGAACCUGACUGCCGGGACUUUGAGGACGAUCUGGAGUCUGAUGUGAGUCGGCUGACAACUCGGCCGGAGCCGGACCGGCCACGGGAGCAGCUGCAGCAGUACUCAGAGCUUUGCCCUGAACUACAGCACGACUUCCAGGAUUUGGACUCCGACUCGGAACCUGAAGAAAGCUCUGAUGAUGAAAGCCUGCUGAACGGGGACUCUGAGGAAAAGAUCAAUGGCCGUAAGAGAUCCAGAGUCAACUCCAUGAACUCCCUGUCUGCUCCUGACCCUGAAACCCUCAAUUCCCAUGGCAUGAACCUGGAUCAGGAUGGCAGGAAGUACCUGAAGGCCCAAGAUUUCCGCCGCCUCAGCUGCCCCAAAAGCCCAGAGGAAGGUCAUAGCAGCAUGGUGGACAAACUUCUGGAGAAGUAUGGUGCCUUUAUUCCCCACCACGACCCUCGCUUGUACAUUGAUGCGGCUGCCCACACCAAAUCCAUCGCUAACUACUCCAUCCUGGCCUUUCCUGACUUCUGGGGACACCUGCCUCCUCGAGGGCCAGAGCCAAUGGCUGUCCGGAAACCUCACGUUCAGAGAAAGAAAGUGUUUGAAGAUGUCCAGCGCCUCCUCUGCCCAGAAGACAUCAUCAAUAAAGUAGUUUUUGACAUGGAAGAUGGCAGUUUGGAGUGCACCUCAGACUCUACAACAGACUCUCUGCGCUUCUUCUCCAAGUUUGAGAGCGGAAAUCUCCGUAAAGCCAUCCACAUCCGGAGGUAUGAAUACGAUCUGAUCCUCAACGCUGAUGUAAACUCCUCUUCACACCAUCAGUGGUUUUACUUUGAGGUCAGCGGGAUGGUGGCGGACGUUCCUUACCGCUUCAAUGUCAUCAACUGUGAGAAAAGCAACAGUCAGUUCAACUACGGCAUGCAGCCGGUACUGUAUUCAGUGAGGGAGGCGUUGGAGGGCAGACCUCAUUGGGUUAGAGCUGGAACUGAAAUAUGUUACUACAGGAACCAUUUCUGCCCCAGCAGAGGUCAGAGAGGUCAGUCCUUUUACACCCUUACCUUCACCGUGACCUUUAGGCAUGAGGAGGAUGUGUGUUACCUGGCCUAUCAUUACCCAUACACCUACUCAGCCUUGCAGUCCCACCUGCAGGUUCUAGAGCGCUCGGUGGACCCUCGUAAAGUGUUCUUCAGGCAGCAGACACUGUGUAACACACUCACAGGAAAUGCCUGCCCACUCAUCACCAUCACGGCCUGCCCACCGUCCAGAGCCUGGAGACACCUACACCAGCUCCGGAACCGGCCAUACGUGGUUCUGACGGCGAGGGUUCAUCCCGGGGAAAGCAAUGCGAGCUGGGUAAUGAGAGGCAGUCUGGAGUUCCUGUGCAGCAGCGACCCAGUGGCAGAAAGUCUGAGAGAGGCCUUCAUACUGAAGAUCAUCCCAAUGCUGAAUCCAGACGGAGUCAUCCACGGCAACCAUCGGUGCUCGCUCAGCGCUGACGAUCUGAACAGACAGUGGCUGAAGCCAAAUCCCGACCUGAGUCCCACCAUCUACCACGCCAAAGGAUUCCUCUACUACCUCAACAGCAUCGGCAGAACACCGAUGGUGUUCUGUGAUUAUCAUGGUCACUCCAGGAAGAAGAAUGUGUUUCUGUACGGCUGUAGUGUUAAAGAGACGCUCUGGCAGUCUGGAUCGCCCGUCAACACAGCCUCGAUCAAAGAGGACCCGGGAUACAGGACCAUUGCUAAAACUCUGGACCGAAUCGCUCCAGCAUUCUCCUUUAACAGCUGUAACUUCCUGGUGGAGAAGUCUCGGGCGUCCACGGCACGGGUGGUGGUGUGGAGGGAGAUGGGGGUUCUCCGGAGCUACACCAUGGAGAGCACAUACAACGGCUGUGACCAGGGCAUCUACAAGGGUCUGCAGACCGGUACUCAGGAGCUGGAGGAGACGGGUCAGAACUUCUGCCAGAGCCUGCUGGCCCUGCGGAAAAAUACCAUCAACUACAACAGCCGGCUGCUCAGCCAUGCUGCAGCUAUACUGGACCUGGACAGCGGCCUGCUGGACCACAAAUCCCACAACUGCUUUGAGGACGAUGAGCCUCCGUGUGUGGAGUCGAUCGAGUAUUCGUCCUACAGCGUGCCCCGUAGAGCAGAAGAGCUGGACGCUGAGGUCAACGGGAACUUAUCAGGCUCGGAGGAGGAGGAGGACGAUGACAACGAGGAGGAGCCAGAAAACGGCAAGAGAUGCAGCCAGAGGAAAUCCCGCCUGUUCCCCCACGUGUGCCGACAGGAUUCACUAGAGACUCUCACCAUCAAGAGAAGCCAGUGCAACGGCAUCAACAUCAGCAGCAGUUACCUGAAUUAGAGCCAUGAGUGCGAGGCUCGAGCUUAAUGAGGAGUGUUUGUGUUAGAACGGAACAGCCGCUAGCAGUCAAAAGUUUGGGGACACCUCCUUCUUCUAGUAAAGCCUUCGCAGGGUAAUCUAAAGGAAUACUGUCAGUGGUGUAAACAUCUCUGCCAGUAUAAGUGACCGUGCUGCACUGGGAACUAAGCCAGACACUUUAACCCCUUUUUGUGAUGUCACCAUUAAAAGGUAUUUCAGGUAUUUAUGUCACAUUUGGCCCAAAGAGUUUCGAUGUGAGCUCCAAGCAUCAGCAUGCAAAAGAAAACUGUGAAACAGACAAAACCUGUUCUUCUUACCAAGGAAGACACUUUGAUGAAGCUGAAUGAGACACACACACACAUUUUACCCUGUUCUUCAGUGGUCAGGACCCCC
This is a messenger RNA of Pygocentrus nattereri (red-bellied piranha), 3936 nucleotides long. RefSeq names its product cytosolic carboxypeptidase 4. The record is from RefSeq and is a predicted model, not a curated record. Bases 136 to 3525 code for a protein of 1129 amino acids. The transcript has 24 exons. Gene Ontology annotation, molecular function: zinc ion binding; metallocarboxypeptidase activity. Gene Ontology annotation, biological process: C-terminal protein deglutamylation; protein side chain deglutamylation; proteolysis. NCBI's taxonomy places the organism in Eukaryota, Metazoa, Chordata, Actinopteri, Characiformes, Serrasalmidae.